Helianthus annuus (common sunflower) is the source of this 1400-nucleotide messenger RNA. Its product is annotated as GDSL esterase/lipase At1g28600. Gene Ontology annotation, molecular function: hydrolase activity, acting on ester bonds. The transcript has 5 exons. The record is from RefSeq and is a predicted model, not a curated record. Lineage: Eukaryota; Viridiplantae; Streptophyta; Magnoliopsida; Asterales; Asteraceae. Bases 32 to 1195 code for a protein of 387 amino acids.
UCAAAUUUUCAUCAACCCUCUUCUUUCUCCAAUGGCCGAUUCAUCAACUUUCUACCUCAUAUUAACGUUAUUAUUGACUUGUAACGUGUACGUUAAAGGAUGUUAUCCUUCUAUAAUAAGCUUCGGCGACUCACUCGCGGACACUGGAAACCUCAAACUACUUUCCCAAAAUUCCACUGGCAAGGCUCCUCAUUUCAUGUUACCACCUUAUGGUGAUACGUAUUUUCAUGAACCCACCGGGCGUUUCUCCAAUGGUCGUCUUAUCAUCGAUUUCAUUGCUGAGAGUCUUGGGUUGAUGUUAAUACCACCGUCUCAAGGCAGCAACUUUACCAUCAGCGAGACAGGGUUGGGACAAGGAGUGAAUUACGCGGUGGCUGGUGCGACUGCGUUGGAUUCCUCGUUUCAUGAAGCAAGAGGAGUUGUCAUCAAGACGAAUGCGUCGUUGGGGGUUCAAUUGGGGUGGUUCAAAGAAUCGUUGCCUCUAAUUUGUUCCACCAUUUCAGAUUGUAAGCAGUUAAUUGGAUGUUCUUUGAUUCUAAUGGGAGAGAUUGGGGGUAACGAUUACAAUCAUGCUUUAGAAUCUGGAAAAUCUAUCGCUGAGGUUGAAACAUAUGUUCCAUAUGUUAUUAACGCCAUCAUCUCAGCAGUCAAUGAACUUAUUGAGCUAGGAGCCCGAACACUUGUUAUACCGGGAAACCUACCAAUUGGAUGCUCUGCUACUUAUUUGACGAUGUUCUAUGGUUCUAACAAGAUGAAGUACGAUAAUUCAACUGGAUGUAUUACACAAUUGAACAAAUUUGCGGAGUACCACAACGAACUUCUCAAGACAGAACUAAAUCAAAUCCGAGAGGAUCAUCCGGAAGUCAGUAUCAUCUAUGCUGACUACUACAAUGCUGCCAUGCAAAUUUUUCGCUAUCCAAAUACAUAUGGAUUCACAAAUGGUGCUCUAAAGGCAUGUUGUGGGGGUGGGGGACCGUUUAACUACAAUGCAUCAAUAUCAUGUGGAGACCCAUUGUCGACUACAUGUGCUCAACCAGAAACAUACCUAAACUGGGAUGGAUUGCACUUGACCGAAGCAGCCUACAAGUUUAUCUUCAAGAGCUUAUUCGAAGGGUCAUACGCUACGCCCCAAUUUAAAUCAUUGUGCCCUACUUUAAAGUUACAACUCAUGGGAGGAUUGUCAAGCUCUAUAUGAGCAAGUGGAAAAUUUAUAAAUUCUAAGUUAAGCCUAUAAAUUCUAGUAAUAUUUAUACUUAGGAAAAAGGCUGAUUUGAUAUUAACUAAUUAAUACAUUAUAAAGUUUGUGAUGUACAUAAACAAUGUAUCUUACUAUCUUCACAUGUAUACUGUAUUAUGUAAAUAGUUAUGCAAAAAAUCAGGUAACCAUACCUUGAAUAGCA